AUGAAGGGCAACGGAGAUAGUGAUGAAAUCAAUUUAGAUGAUGAUAAGCCUCUUUUUCCUAGUUUCCAUGAAAGUAGUUCAAGUAAAAGGAAGAGGAUGGAUAGUGAUUACUCUAAUUCAUCUGAUGAUAAUGAAGAAUGUUGGGUGGAAGAGGAUAAAGAAUUUGAAAUGUUAUGUGGAUUAGCUUUGAAAGGGAUAAUACUAGUGUAA
Lactuca virosa is the source of this 210-nucleotide messenger RNA. NCBI's taxonomy places the organism in Eukaryota, Viridiplantae, Streptophyta, Magnoliopsida, Asterales, Asteraceae. The record is from the annotation of a GenBank genome assembly.